CAGGAAACAGCACACUCAGAGACAGAAUUACCAUGAGCAUUACUGGAACUUCACUUCUUCGGAUGACCUUCGUCUUGCCUUUUCUUUAUUUUCUUAAGUAAGACUGAUAAAAAAAGGAACAUUCUCAAUGCUAAGAACUGAAGAAUAGACAAACAUGUAUAGACUGCUUCUGGUACUCUUGUAUGUGUUUAUGCUCUCUGACUCAGUUCAGGCUAAACGUAAAAAGACAGGUAAUGAUACCUUGCAUCCAAAAACAUUUAACGCGAGAAGAUCGGGAAACACAACGCUACCUGAACUUGAUGAGAUCAGCAACCAUGUGAGGAACUACACAGCUGGGAUCCUUAGCACCAGGAUCAUUCCAGCAGCUUAUUUCAUUGCCAUUUUGAUAGGAAUCCCUUCAAACUGCCUAGUACUGGCUUGUCUCAUCAAUAAGAUAAGAACCUUAUCUAGCGCAAUCCUCUACUUCAGCCUUGCGGUUUCAGACCUUCUCCUGUUGGUGUCCCUCACACUGAAAGUCCACUACCAUCUGAAUGGCAACAACUGGAUGUUUGGAGAACUUGCCUGCAAGCUGGUUACGGCCUGUUUUUAUGGUAACAUCUACUGUUCCAUCCAUGCCCACAUGUGUAUUAGCGUGCUGCGCUAUUUGGCUGUGGUUCAUCCGUUCCUCUACAGAGGACUCUCCAAAAGAUCUUGUACUACUUGGGCUAGCUUGACUAUGUGGGUGUAUUUUGCUGCAGCCAUGGCUCCAGAGUUACUCAUUCAUCAAAGCUACAACCUCAAUGAUGUGGGCAUCACCACAUGCCAUGAUGUUCUGCCUUAUAAUGAGGAACCAUUCAACAUCUUAAUUCCAUAUAGACUAUGCCUCAUUUGUCUAGGUUACAUGUUUCCUUUUGUGGUCAUUGCAUAUGCCUAUGGAUCCAUUGUGCAUCAGCUGAACAGGUCUUGCUGUGAUUGGGCGCAUUAUAUCAAGGCAAGCACAUUGGUUUUUGUGAUCUUCUUUCUGUGUUUUACUCCAAGUAAUGCAAUUCACUUGAUUCACUACGCAAGACUCUACACGAGCCAGCAGGAUGACUUCUAUAUUUACUUUAGCGUAGCUGUAUGUCUCUGCUGCUUUCACAGCUGUCUGGACCCCUUCCUCUCGUACUUCAUAACAAAGACUACAAAUUCCCAAGUGGAAUUUAUCUCUCUAACCAGUUUUUCUCCAACAACUUCAACUAAUGCCUAAACCAAAGGGGUCCUGGGAAGUGGAGUGUUAUUGUACCUUCUAGAAGCAGUGGGGGUGCGCUCUGAUCUAAAACAAACAGAACAACGGCUAGCGGAUGUUAUUGCUACAGGACAGUAUGCCAUUUGGAAAAAAACAGCUGAUACUUAAACAGAGCAACUUCUUUGUUUUGUUUAUCCUGUUUACUAGACUUGUUCAAAACCCUAUUAAUACACUGAUGCAGCUGGUUUGUUACCACAGUUACACUACAAGAUCACACCCAGUAAAAUGUGGCAAUACUUUUUGGAAAUACUUGAAAUUAGUAGGGGGUAUUGCAGCAAUGUUUAUGCAGUGAUGAUUAGAACUUUAAAGAUUAAUUGCACUGAUUUUCCAAAAAGUCUGAAUACUUAAGUGGUUAAGAUGUCAUUCAGAGUAGUCUGAUGUAAAAUGUGCCAUUCUAGAGAAACUUACCAAAUUAGAAUUAUUAUAAGUGGUUUGAGAGGAACCCAAAGUCAGCAUAAUGCCUCUAAAAGCUGUCUCAUAAAAGUUAUUACAUGAAAUGAUAUUAAAUAUGUUGAUUGAUGCCCAAGACCUAGUUUUAUAAUAUUUUUUGCAAUACACUUUUAGACUAGAACAUAUUUUCUUAAAUACAUACAUACAUGCAGAGCAUAGCAGGGCAAAACAGAGAAACUCCCAAUAUUCUAUCUGAUCAGCAUUACAUAGAAAAACUCAGACACUUGUGGGUUCAAUGUUUGUUUUGGACAGUAAAUAAAAUGGCUCUAUUUGCACUGAAGACACACUGCACAAACUUCUAUCUCUGCAAGUGGAAAAAUCUUACUUCCAGCAAAUACAGAGAACAUUUCUCAUUUUGAGAUUGUUGUAAGAAUAUUAUAAAAUGAUUCCACUUAUUUUUACAUAUAUUGUACUUGUUUUGGGUAAUUUUCUCAAAAAACUGUUCUAUUCUGUUAUCUAUUCUGAUAAGUUUGCUUAUUUCAACAUAUAAUACUUCAACAUGAGCAGAAGUAUCUGCCAAUAGAAUGAGACAAUUUGUAAAGAUAAAAUUAUUUGAAACAAGCAAAAUAUGUCUACAAAUGAGAUAAUCUUAUGAUAUUAUUAGAACAAUCCCAAAAUGAGAAAAAAUUAACUAGAUUACUUAAUAAAAUAAAUUAAAGUAAAAUAAAUUAAGUAAAAUAAAUAGAUGAUUUUUCCACGAUAUCAUUUUUUUGCAAUGCACUGUGACCCCUAGUUUAUAUUACCAUUGUAAACAAAAUCUGAGUAAUUAAGUUUCUCUAUAAUGGACACUUUCACAAUAAGCUAUCCAUCUAUGUAUGGAAUUCACAUUUAAAUGCUACUUUGCUUUUUUGUAAGUAAAACUGUUAAAGUAAUUACCGCCAGUGUCAUUGCUUACAGAUGUGAAACAUGUUGGAACAAAAAUCAAGCUGAGUUCAAGUUCUUUGGCUUCUUAAGAACCUUCCAGACAAAUUUCCCUCAAUUUAACUAUACACUGAAAUCAUGCUGAGACAUGAAUAGACAAGAAAUAGGAGCAUUCUCUUCCAACAUGAAUGCCUAUCUGUCUGGUGUCAUUAGACUGUAAAAUGCAUUUGCUUUUUGGUUAAGGGUUGAAAUGAGGUCACUAAGUUAAAGAGUAUUUAUCAAGCUGCACCAAACCAGCAGGUUAAACCAACAGCAGUAAUAACAAUUAGUUGGACUAUUUAGAAGUGAAUAUGCCUGUACCUUGCAGAUAAGAUCUUUGGUGUGCAGCAGCAAAUCAUGGUAGUGUUUGGCUGUUUCUGGGUUAACUCCCUGUAUUUUUGCUGUGGGGAGGAGCAGGGCAGCAAGGGUUUUCUCAGGAUCUCCAGAGUUCAUUGCCUCAUUGAUCUCAGCAAUGGCAAUCACUCCUGCAGACACAUGCAUCACAAUGUAACUGACUUUAGUCAAAUGUAGCAAAGAACUAGGUUAAAACUAGAACACAGAUUUUUGGGUGUAAAUAUGAAUAAAAAUACUGUAUAAUCAGCAGCUAAUAGGAUGGGCCUAUGCACAACGACAAAGUCUACACUCUCAAAAGCGACUGAGUAAACAGAGUGAGUAAAAUGUUCAUUGUUAAAUCUACUGUGUGCCAGUUCAAUGAAAUGCAAGUUAUCAUUAAAUCAUCUGAGAAAAUA
Molecule: messenger RNA, 3363 nt
Organism: Pygocentrus nattereri (red-bellied piranha)
Lineage: Eukaryota; Metazoa; Chordata; Actinopteri; Characiformes; Serrasalmidae
Gene: f2rl2
Product: coagulation factor II (thrombin) receptor-like 2
Exons: 2
Coding region: 155-1225 (356 amino acids)
Biological process (GO): positive regulation of Rho protein signal transduction; phospholipase C-activating G protein-coupled receptor signaling pathway; blood coagulation
Cellular component (GO): membrane
Molecular function (GO): thrombin-activated receptor activity
Source: RefSeq, a predicted model, not a curated record